This is a messenger RNA of Peromyscus maniculatus bairdii (prairie deer mouse), 462 nucleotides long. NCBI's taxonomy places the organism in Eukaryota, Metazoa, Chordata, Mammalia, Rodentia, Cricetidae. The record is from RefSeq and is a predicted model, not a curated record.
AUGGUCAACUCCUGCUGUGGCUCUGUCUGCUCUGAGGAGGGCUGUGGCCAAGGCUGCUGCCAGCCCAGCUGCUGUGUGUCCAGCUGCUGCAGACCCAGCUGCUGUGUGUCCAGCUGCUGCCGCCCCAGCUGCUGUGUGUCCAGCUGCUGCAGGCCCAGCUGCUGCAGACCCAGCUGCUGCAGACCCCAGUGCUGCCAGUCUGUGUGCUGCCAGCCCACCUGCUGUCGCCCCAGCUGCUGCCCCCCCAGCUGCUGCAUCUCCAGCUGCUGCCAGCCCUCCUGUGGUAGUUCUAGCUGCUGUGGCUCCAGCUGCUGCCAGCCCUGCUGCCGCCCCUGCUGCCGCCCCUGCUGCUGCCUGCGCCCAGUCUGUGGUCAGGUCUGCUGCCAGACCACUUGCUACCGCCCGACCUGUGUGAUCUCUACCUGCCCCCGCCCCAUGUGCUGCGCCACCCCUUGCUGCUGA